Onthophagus taurus is the source of this 1404-nucleotide messenger RNA. NCBI's taxonomy places the organism in Eukaryota, Metazoa, Arthropoda, Insecta, Coleoptera, Scarabaeidae. The record is from RefSeq and is a predicted model, not a curated record.
AUGGCAGAUAAGGAAUGGUUUCGUUCAUUCAUGAAUAGAAAUCCUUCACUGUCUGUUCGUGUGACUCAAGCUACUAGCCUUUCAAGAGCAACAAGGUUUAACAAAACAAAUGUGGAAACUUUUUAUGACAAUUUGCAAACUGUUAUGGACAGGCACACCUAUGAACCACAGGAUAUAUACAAUGUUGACGAAACAGGCGUCACUACCGUCCAAAAACCCGAUAAAGUCGUAGCUAGACGUGGCAUACAACAAGUGGGAUCCCUUACUUCAGCUGAACGAGGCACACUAGUGAUGGUUGCUUUUGCAGUAAAUGCCUUGGGCAAUGCUAUGUCUCCUUUAUUUGUAUUUCCACGAGUCCGUUAUCACGAUCAUUUUGUUCGCAACGGACCAAUAGGAUCGAUUUGUACUGCAAAUCCUUCAGGAUGCAUGCAAGAUGGAUCGUUCCUAGUAUUUCUCGAACAUUUUAAGAAGUUCUCUAAUGCUUCUCCAACACAUAGAGUCUUGCUAGUGUUGGAUAACCAUUCCUCGCAUAUCCAUCUUAAUACAUUGGAUUUUUGCAAAGAAAAUGGAAUCACUUUGCUUUCAUUUCCUCCACACUGCUCGCACAAACUUCAGCCUUUGGAUCGAUCUGUUUUCGGACCCUUGAAAAAAGCUAUAAAUACUGCUUGUGAUGGGUGGAUGCGGAGUCAUCCUGGAAAAACAAUGACAAUCUACGAUGUACCAGGUAUUAUCAAAACCGCUAUGCCUCUGGCUUUCACUCAAGCGAACGUUCAGGCUGGUUUUUGCAAAACUGGUAUUUAUCCGUAUAAUCGUAAUACAUCCCAAGAAAUUGACUUUGCACCAUCUUAUGUAACUGACAGACUAAAUCCUGACACUGGUGAAAACAAUCCUGACACUGGAGGAAACAAUCCUGUAGCUAACAAUGAAAUACUGCCGCAUCUAACACAAGAAGGCUUUUCACAAUCCUUCGAAAGAAACGGACCAAGCCUUCACGCUGGGGAGAACAAUCUUAACGGUGAAAUACCGCCACUUUCAGCUUCCUUAUUGGGCGAAUCUUUAAUUUCAAAUCCAAGUAAUGUUCAGCCAGCUGUGUCAUCCUCAGGCAUGCCACCUGUUUUUUCUCCUGAAAUUGUUCGACCUUUUCCGAAGGCCCCCGAAAGAAAAACAAGAGGUUCCAGAACCAAAAAGUCGACCAUCUAUACAGGUACGCCUGAAAAGGAAGCUAUCAGGCAAGAAUAUGAAGAAAAAGAAAAACGGAUGAAGGCGAAGCAGGUAAAAAAAAAUCUUACUGAACCAAAAGGAAAAAGGAAAGCAAAGAAAAGGAAAAUAUCACCACGUGCCCAAGUAGGGCUGGCGAAAAGUGGAUCAAAUGACAAGAAAAAUGUGAGCUUUGGUCACACUUAG